CACAGAGAAAGACAGAGCAGUUCGGCUGGCGGAGAAAUUCAUUCAUCUCAAUCUCCAUCUCAUCGAAAGAACCCUAUUGAUAACGUCUAGUGCUUUCAUUCGAUCCGAUCCGGGUCCCGAAAGACCCACUGGUGUGCACUUGUUUUGGUUUCGAACCCUUUGCCGCGGAAAGGUGCGUGUUUCGGCCCCAUAAUCACAAAUAUGUGAGUUUCGAAAGGCUUUUUGUGUGACGCGGCCAUAUUUGAAGAGUUUUCGUGUGUUGUGGAUGUGGGGCGAGCUGCGGAAAUUACAUAAAUACAGCGCAGCCACCCUCUCCUAGUGACACAAAGUGAUGGAUCGCAAGAAGGUCCUGGAGCUGGACAAGAUCUGCCGCCUGUGCAUCUCGGAGCGCAAGGAAAUGCGCCCGCUGUUCAGCGAGAAGGUCCCCGAAAUGCUGAUGGACUGCACCAGCGUGCGCGUGGAGCCCACGGAGGGCUGGCCGGACAAGAUCUGCGUGCAGUGCGUUCAUGCCGUGAGCCGGAAUCACGCCUUUAAGACGCUCGUCGAGCGCAGUGACAAGGAGCUGCGCGAUUACAUCCGCGGCAUCACCGUCGCCCAGGAUAUGGAGGAGCAGCAGCAGCAACAGGCGGCGGCCAGUGCCAAGCAGCAGCUACUGUUGGAGCGCAAGCAGCAGCGACUACUCCAGAAGCAGCAGAAGAUGAUCGACGAGCAAGUGCAGCUGGCGCUCCAACAACAGCAGCAGCAGCAGACUCCGGCCAAGCCCAAGCUGAAGCCACUGCUGCGGAAGGGCUCCCGCCAGCAGAAGCAGCGACUUCUGGAGGCAGCUCCAGCCCCACAGCCCGUCGCCCCCCAGCCACAGAUGCAACUGCUGCAGGAACCUGCUCCACAGCCGCAGCAACAGCCCACGAUGCAGCAGCAGAUCCAGCAGAUUCAGCUGCCCACGCUUCAACCCGCUCCCGCCCAGCUUCUGUCCACUGCCGGCGCCACCACGACGAUGCCGCAGCAGAUUCUGCUGCCCAACGGCCAGCUGAUCACGACGGCCCAGAUUGUGACGCCCCAGCUGGCGCAGAUCAUCAGCACGCAGCCGCAGGGGACGGCCAACGGACAGGCCACCGCUCAGCAGUCGCAAUUCCUGCCCCAGCUCCUACAGACGCCCAAUGGGCAGACCCUGCAGAUCGUCCAGCAGCCCAAUGGUACGCAGACACUGCAGCUGGUGCAACUGGUGCCGCAGCGCAGCUUGGCGCCCACCGGUGUCACGACGGUGACCACCACCACCAACGCCACGGACAUGGGCCACCAUCAUGUGGGCGCCUCGCUAGGCGAUGCCGACGUCCAGCUGCUGGAGGACGGCUGCGAUGUGGAGGACGAGGAACUGGAGGAUGUGUACGAACAGCUGGACGGCAAAGGUGACCACAGCUUCGAAACGAUAGUCCUGGACGACGACCAGCAGCAGGAUUUCCUCAAGGACCACCACGAACAUCACCAAGUGAUGAUCAACGAGGAUCUUACGCAGAGCGAGAGCCAGGAGCACGAGUACUUUGACGAUUUGGACCAACAGCAGGCGAUGGACGAGGUGGAGGAAGAGGACGAACAUCUGAAGCACGAGGAAGACCAGGAUACGUUCAUCAUCGAGGAGAUACAGCUGGAGGGCGACGAGAUGCUGGAGGAUCCGGAUGCGGAGGAGAUCGACCAGGACUGCGAGUACAUAACGGACGAUCAGGAUCCUCAUCUUUCGGGCGACGUGGACGACGACCUGCAGUACGCAAUUAUGGAGCCGCCGGAUGGCGACACAAGUGUGGACAUUGAUCAGGCCUUCCUAGAGUCCGAACAGUCCCACCAUCAUCAUCAGCAGCAAGAGGAGUUGCAGAGCAUAUCGCUGGAGAACGCUGUGGUCGAGUUCAGCCAGGCCAACACGACCCCGGACGCCCUGGUGGCUCCCACUCUGAGCGUGAGUUCGCCGAGUCCGACGGCCAAGCGGGCUAAGAGAGGCAAUCAGGGCACUCCGGUUGGAGUUACCCUGGAGCCCUGCGACCACCAACCACCCGCCGCUGCACCGACGAUCAGCAGCAAGCUGGCAGCAGCCAAUUCUCGCCAGCUGGUGCAGACGGCCAGCGUGAUUGCGGCCGCGGGAGCGGACGACAACUACGAAAUAGACGCUAACCUGGUGACCGAGUUCAUACGGCAGCACACCUCGCCACUGGGAUCGGGUCGCUACAUCUGCCACCUGUGCAACACCGAGUUCCGGCAGUUCAAGGGCCUGCAGAACCACAUGCACUCGCACACCAACUGGAUACGGGCCAAUUGCAAGAAACAGCCGCAAUGCGAGAUCUGUUUGAAGAGCUUCAAGGGCCCCGGCAUGCUACGGAUGCACAUGAAGACGCACGAUGCUGAGUCCAGCACCCCGGUGUGCACCAUCUGCAACCGCACGUUCAAGUCGAAGGCGAUCCUGUACCGACACAGGCAGACACACCAGCAGCGAGCCUACUGCUGCGGCGUGGGCAACUGCAGGAAGAACUUCUCCUCGGCGGUUAACCUCAAGUGGCACGUGGAGCGAAAGCAUCCGGAGGUGGUGGAGCCCCUGUUCAAGUGCGGCGAAUGCGGAUCUCUGUAUGACAACGUGGACUCGCUGCAGCUGCAUGUGGAGAGCACCGACCACACUGCGGACGUGCAGAUGAGCGGCCAGGACGACAGCUUCAGCGGGGCGGUGAGCCUCGUCAGCAACGGCACCACCGACAUGUCCAACAUGAUGACCACCGGCCAGAGUGCCACCUUGGCCGGCGGAGCGGGUGACACCCACGCCGUGGUCGUGGGCUCCUCCGGCGAGGUGUACUUCGUGACGCAGGCGUAGCCAGCGGAGUUCGCCGCAGCAGCCGCUCCUGGGAACGGCGAGUGCUUGCUCGGCAUCUAGAUGACCACUUAGCUGUAACAUACGGAUAUAAAUAUAUUUUUGUACUACCCCGUCUAGAUAACAUUUAGCAAUUAGCACACAACCACACACAAAUAUUGCAAUCCUAGAUUUCUGUCGUAGAAAACUUGUUUAGUAGGACCUAAGAGCGAUUCACUCGAAUUUUGUAAGCAAAUACGAAACUUUAGGUAGGCAGAUCGGAUCGAAACAGGUCCCACAUCCAAAUCCGGCGGGGACUGUGCCAGUUUUUGUUUUUAAUUUUAUUAUCUACUAUUAUUAAUUUGUUUUUCCCGGGGAAUAUCAGACUGGCAUUUUAGGCUAAACGUAUUUCGGCGUUGGGUUUUCAUUGUUGGGCUUGAAACGUGAAUAAGUAAAAAUUGUUUUAACUGCAACAAAAUAAAUUAACAAACCUUCUAAAAAAAAU
Molecule: messenger RNA, 3329 nt
Organism: Drosophila suzukii
Lineage: Eukaryota; Metazoa; Arthropoda; Insecta; Diptera; Drosophilidae
Product: zinc finger protein 853
Biological process (GO): regulation of transcription by RNA polymerase II
Cellular component (GO): nucleus
Molecular function (GO): zinc ion binding; DNA-binding transcription factor activity, RNA polymerase II-specific
Source: RefSeq, a predicted model, not a curated record